Messenger RNA from Eurytemora carolleeae, 3941 nucleotides. RefSeq names its product echinoderm microtubule-associated protein-like CG42247 (gene DCX-EMAP). Gene Ontology annotation, cellular component: mitotic spindle. The transcript is spliced from 2 exons. Gene Ontology annotation, biological process: intracellular signal transduction; microtubule cytoskeleton organization. Lineage: Eukaryota; Metazoa; Arthropoda; Copepoda; Calanoida; Temoridae. Gene Ontology annotation, molecular function: microtubule binding. Bases 16 to 3798 code for a protein of 1260 amino acids. The record is from RefSeq and is a predicted model, not a curated record.
AAGCUUAAUCCUUGAAUGAAGGGAAAGACGGGGAAAGGUAACCGUGGAGACGGUUCGGCCGGGUCUGCUCAUUCGUCAGGAUACCGGAGUAAGGUUCGGUCUGCUCCGUCUAGCUCCGGAUACAACAAUACUAGGAUCAGGGUUACUGUGACAGACGCAGAAGCUCAAUCCCAUGUAGAACUAGACUUCAGUACUCCGUCUCCACCCUCGGAGCUAGAUAGGUUUAGCUCAUCCAACCAGGAAUAUGUUGAUUAUUCACCAAGGUACAAACGUCCUCUCCAGUAUGAAGAGAGAACUAGUGAUACGGACACUUCUAGUAUAAACUCCAGACCGAAAUCUGGUGCAGCUUCUAGAAAUAGCCGUGAAUCAUUAGGCAGUAGAAAAUCCAGUCCGGAAUCGAGUCAGGUAUCGACAAAAGAACAAAAUAUAACAAGACCAAGGUCACACAAUAAACAUAAUCAAGAUCAAAGAUCAAGAACUAAAGAAAAUCCGCGAACAGAAGAAAGACAAAGAUCAUUGUCAAGAGAGAGAUCAGCCUUAGAUCAGAACCAUAGAACAAGAUCGUUAGAGAGAAUAUAUAAACAAGAAGAUACGUUAACAGAUCCAACUCAAGUAUAUAUAAAGGAGCAGAGUCGGAGAAUAAACUCUAGCGGAGCAAGUAGAGUAGUAGAUCAAACCCAGAACUCUAAACAUAAUUUGAGUCGACAGGAGAGUAAGGGUGAAAAGAAAGAACUCAAUAAAGGAAAGCUGCACCGAAGGCAAACAUUUACUCAGAUUUCUGCGGGUUCAAGUGAUCAGGGUUGGAGAAGAAACCAGGAGGAUAUCAAGGUCGGAAAUAAUUCUGAGAUGACAAUGAAAAAACCAUCCCGGGAUGGGUCUCCGGAUAGACCGUCUUGGGGGUUCGGAAACUCUAGGAUACCGAGUAGACAGGAGGUUGGAUAUGAUUAUAAUGAUAGUGGACCGCUCUAUGAGAGAUCUGUGAGUAGGAACUCCAAACUACCAUCCAGAGCUCCGAGUAGGAAUGCUCUAAAUGAGUCUGCAGGUUUAUCCUAUGAUGAUAUUACAAGCAGUAACACUCUUCAACUAAACAAGAAACUGAGUAGACAAGAAUCAAGACUCAGUAUGAUUUCUAAUAUAACCUCAAGGUACAAGGAGGAACUCCAAAACCAUCGAGCGAUGAAGAUAACGAUAUACAAGAACGGAGAUCAAUGGUUUGAAGGAUUUGAAUUGAGAUAUAAACCAGCCAAAGAUUUCUUAACCCUGGAGUCCCUUCUGGCAAAAAUAUCCCCAAGGAUUGAUUUUACAACCUCUGUAGCAUAUUUGUUUGACACGGAUGGUAACAAAAUUCUUAACUUGGAAGAUCUGGAAGAUGGACAGUCCUACGUAGCCUCAAACUCGAGAAGAUUUAUUGCUGCUAAUUAUGGUAGAGUCGGAGAAGCGUUCUGGAUGGAAGGAAGCAGGACCAAACAUGUUAGAAUAGUAACAAGGAAAAGCUCAGGAAGCUCUAAAUCUUCAUCUAAUGAUAGUAAACCAGGUUCUGGAGAUGGCAGAGUAAUCAAGAUUAUUAACAAUGAUGAUACUACAGUGUCAGAGCGAGUUCUACUUAAUCUGAGAACCUCUCAACCCUUCGAGGAGGUGGUAAGCGAUCUAGGACAAGUAUUAAAGGUUAAAGGAGCAGACAGAAUGUAUUCUCUGUCAGGAAGAGAAGUCAAAAGUUUUUCUCAUUUUCGUCAUGAGUUCAUGGAUGAUGAAGAAUUCGUUAUAACUUCAGGUCCAGCUAAGAUCAACAAGUUAAUUUACAGAUUGCCAAGAAGUGGAAGUUUAUCAAGAAGUAGAAGUCAAACAUCAAACAAAAGAACACCAAGAUCAAGAUCAUUGUCAGUGACUAGAGAUAUGGAUGCAGCAGGAAACUUUAAAAUAUUGAUUAAAGGCUCUAGAAAGGUUUAUCAAGCUCCGCUCCAGCUUCCUCCAGAGGAUAAUUCUCCUCCCGAUCAUCAGCUUGCUCUGGAGUGGGUCUACGGAUACCGAGGAGCAGAUCAGGCCAGGAACCUCUGGGUCCUAGAGAAAGGAGAUCUAGUCUACUAUAUCGGAGCUGUUUUUAUCAUUUACAAUCGGAUGGAUGAAAAACAGAAACAUUACAGAGGACAUACAGAGGACGUUCAGUGUGCUGAUCUUCAUCCUCUCCAGGAUAUCAUGGUAUCUGGACAGAAGGCAGGCGUAGUUCCAGAUACAGAAGCGCAUAUCAGGGUUUGGGAUCUUAUCACGCUGGAAACUCUGGCUCUGCUCGGGAUAGGAGAGUGUGGUUUGGGUAUCAGUGGUGUAGCCUUCUCUACCCUUAACAAAGGACAGUUUGUUUCAGCAGUAGAUGAAUCUAAUGAUCGUAUCCUAUCUAUCUGGGAUUGGCCCAAGGAUGAGUUAAUUGCUAGAGUUGUGACAAACACAACAAAAAUCUACGGAUUGGCAUUCCAUCCCUUUGAUAACAAUCUGAUCAUAACUCACGGAGUGGGUCAUCUUUGUUUCUGGGGUCGGAGAAAAGAUUCAUUCUUUGAGAGAGUUGAUGUGGCGGAUAAAGAUUCUUUACAAGUUAGUUUCACCACUAUUGAGUUCCUAGAGAGCGGAGAUCUAGUGGUUGGAGAUAGUGAAGGAUAUAUCAGCUCCUACAGUGUAACUAAUGAGGGAGAAUAUUAUCAAAGUUUCAAGUUCCCAGCUCAUGAGAAAGCAAUAUCAUGCAUUUUUAUUAUGGCAGAGGGAACUAUGUUGACUGGAGGAGAGAAGGACAGGUUUAUCAGAGCUUGGGACACAAAUGCAGAUUUUGAGAAGAUAACUGAACUGGAGUUGAAUAGUUCAGUGGGUGGACCAAGGACGAUUGCUCCGCAAUGGCCUGGAAGGUCGGAUGGUAAUAUCUAUGUUGGAACAGUCAACAACCUCAUCCUGGAGGGAUCUCUUCAGAGGAAGUUUAACAUGAUAUUGUUUGGACACACUUCUAAACUGCGAGGAAUAGCAACCCAUCCCUCCGAUAUAUCCUUUGUCUCUGUCGGCUCCGACAAGACGAUUGCAAACUGGAGAAGAUCUAAACUCCUGUGGAAGGUUCAGGUUCAGACAGAGUGUCUGAGUGUAUGUUAUCAUCCUCAAGGUACUGUAGUCGUUGUAGGAACAGCAGACGGGAAUAUGCUGGUAUUAAAGACGGAGAGUGGAGAUCUAGUAAGCACAACAAGACUAUGUGGUUCACCUAUAACUGCAGUAAAGUUCUGUUUGGAUGGAGAUUUGGUGGCUGCAGCUUCUAGCAACGGUUCUAUUUAUAUUUAUAAAUCUUCAAGGGACGGGUUUAGUUAUAAAAAGCAGUGUAAACUCUCCGGAGGGCAGUCCUUGAAUUAUCUAGACUGGGAUGAGGAUAGCGAGUAUAUGCAAACCUGUACAACAGACUUUAACUUAAACUUCUGGAGUACUCUAACCAACAAAAUGGAGAAAACUGGAAGUUCUCUCCGAGAUAUGAUCUGGGUAGAUCAAACCUGUCCUGUAGGCUGGGCGGUUAGUGGGCUCUGGAAUAAUUUCAAGUAUGAGAGUGAUGUAACCCUUAGCUCUGUCAAUGUUAAUCCUUCCCGGAGUUUAACCGUAUCCGGGGAUACGGACGGAUUUGUUCGACUUCUCCGGUAUCCGAUCCUUAGCCCUAAGGCAGAGUUUUACGAAGAGAAGGUAGUGAGUGGUCCGAUCUAUUCUAUUCGGUUCUUCUAUGAUGAAUCCUAUGUGGUCGGAGUAGGAGGAGAGGAGGGAGCAGUGUUUAAAUGGAAGAUAAAAUAGAGGUUUAAGUUAGAAGCAACAACAUAAUGUGGACCAAAUUCAGCUUAUAUUCAUAUAUAUACUUAAUGUUAAUUAUUUUACAAUCAGAAAAAUUGCAUGUGCAUAAACUUAAUUAUAAAUAUAUAUUAAUGCUAGACUUAAAA